Cuscuta campestris is the source of this 884-nucleotide messenger RNA. The record is from the annotation of a GenBank genome assembly. NCBI's taxonomy places the organism in Eukaryota, Viridiplantae, Streptophyta, Magnoliopsida, Solanales, Convolvulaceae.
GGUAUUUUGGGAGGAACUGAGGAAGAGACUAGAGAGUACGGAGUAGAUCUUUUCUCUAUUCUGGCUGCCUGUGGCUGUGGGUUCCAAUGUCGACUCCUGAUCAUCCGUUGCAGCUUGUCUUCCACGCACUCGACAAGCUAUCAAAUAGAAUCCAAUCGCAGCUCCACCAACUUCUUCGUUUUCCAGACACUCCCCACUCGCCCUUUCCUCUUUCUGCUGCUGCAAAAUCAAACCAAUCGGUUCCAGGACGGGCCGCCUCUGGUCUUCUCCGACCCACUGGAGUUCCCAAGAAGGAAACGUUUGCUGGCCCAGUGAUUAAAGAAGAACUUGGACGGGCUACUUGGACCUUUCUUCACACUCUUGCAGCUCAGUACCCCGAGAAGCCAACCAGACAACAAAAGAAGGAUGUUAAAGAGUUGAUGGCUAUCUUAUCCCGCAUGUACCCUUGCAAGGAGUGUGCUGAUCAUUUUAAAGAAGUUUUGCGAUCAAACCCCGUGCAAGCAGGAUCCCAAGACGAGUUUUCACAAUGGAUGUGCCAUGUGCACAAUGUUGUUAAUAGAAGUUUUGCCAAACCUAUUUUCCCUUGCGAACGAGUUGAUGCACGAUGGGGCAAGCUUGAUUGCGAGCAGCAUGCCUGUGACUUGCAAGGAAGCGACAAGUUCUUGUAACGAAACAUAUUGUAGUUUCAUCUGGGAAUUAUUUUUUUAAUCUCAUGCACUUUGACUCUAUGUGAGUAUGUGUAUGUGUGUAAACAUGGCAACAAUUUUAUCUAUGGCCUUUCAGUUAUUCAUCCAUACCCAUACGGAAUUCCUAGCAUUCUUUGAAGAGUGUUUUUAAAAAAAAAAGAUUUUCAACAAAUCCAAAAAAAAACAGCAACCUAUGGA